Messenger RNA from Geodia barretti, 924 nucleotides. The record is from the annotation of a GenBank genome assembly. NCBI's taxonomy places the organism in Eukaryota, Metazoa, Porifera, Demospongiae, Tetractinellida, Geodiidae.
AUGCAGUCACUUACAUUGAAUCCAACUCCGCGAGUAGAAGGGGUUGUGCAGCUCCCCGGUUCCAAAAGCCUGUCCAACCGAUUGCUUCUGCUUUCAUCCCUGGCCCAAGGCCGAACUGAAGUGAAUAACCUUCUUGAAAGCGACGACACCGGAUACAUGACUGCGGCCCUUGAGUCCCUGGGAGUUAGCCUGACUUUCGCUAACAACGGAAAGAGGUGCCUUGUGGAGAGCAAUGGCGGGCCAUUUGCGGUCCAGCAAGCCGACCUUUUCCUGGGGAAUGCUGGUACAGCUAUUCGACCUUUGUGUGCAGCCCUUUGCGUCGGGGAGGGAGAGUACACACUUACCGGGGAACCCCGAAUGUUGGAGCGUCCCAUUGCCCACCUCGUGGACGCCUUGAGCCAGUUGGGGGCGGUCAUAGAGUACGAAGGUGUGGAAGGAUAUCCCCCUUUGAGAAUAAAGGCCGCCGGGCUUCGUGGGAGGAGGGUUUCCAUCCGGGGGAAUGUUUCCAGCCAGUACCUUACGGCAUUGCUGCUGGCAUCCCCCUUGGCAGAGGACGAACUCGAGAUUCAGAUAAUUGGUAACUUGGUUUCCAAGCCCUACAUCGACAUGACCAUAGACGUGAUGCGCCGCUUCGGAGUAACGGUGGAAAACGAGGAUUACCAGGCCUUUCGGGUGGCUGGCGGACAGGUCUACCAAUCACCGGGCACGGCACUGGUAGAAGGCGACGCAUCCUCAGCCAGCUACUUUCUUUCCGCUGCCGCAAUCCGUGGCGGGACGGUACGGGUCAACGGCGUCGGGGCUGAUAGCGUCCAGGGAACGUCAAGCACGCCGACGUCCUGGAGCAGAUGGGAGCGGUGGUCCGUCGCGGGACAGACUUCAUCGAAAUUUCCAGGGGAGAUUUGCGCGGUCUUGAACUUGACCUGA